AUGAAAGAUUCGUUUAUCAUAUUUAAUAAUGAAAAUUUUCAAGGAACAAAUGUGAGUGCUAUUGUUGAUUGUACAAUAACACCAACUAACGCUCCAAGUGGAAGUUUUUCUUCUAAGAUGUCGUUCUACAGUGGUAAGUACAAGAGGUAUUGUAUUAUAAUUGAAGUUGUUGUUAACUCUGUUACUGGGACUGCAUGUUUUGUUUCAGAAGGAGAACCAGGUGCUUCUCAUGAUAUGAGAUUGUUAAAAAAAACUUCUGAUGAUAUUAACUCCAUGCUCAAUGGUACUAAACUCAUUGGCGACAAAGGUUUUAAAGGAAUUCAGUCGCUUAUCCCCAAUGGUUUUGUUCCAACAGAGUCUCCACUUUUGGAAAAUAGAUGUCUGGUUGAUCCUUACUUUGGACGUCUCAAAACUGUUUAUGCAUUUGCCAGAGAGAAAUACAACAAAGAUACUGUAAUAUACGACGAUCUAAUAACUUUAUGUUGUUGUUUCUGUAAUGUGGAUAUUGGAAUCAACCCGCUUAUUAACGUAGAUCAGACAAAUUAUAAAAAUAUUUAA
This is a messenger RNA of Entamoeba invadens IP1, 558 nucleotides long. RefSeq lists its product as hypothetical. The coding region runs from base 1 to 558 and encodes 185 amino acids. The transcript has a single exon. Lineage: Eukaryota; Evosea; Mastigamoebida; Endamoebidae. The record is from RefSeq and is a predicted model, not a curated record.